Molecule: messenger RNA, 1797 nt
Organism: Symbiodinium sp. CCMP2456
Lineage: Eukaryota; Dinophyceae; Suessiales; Symbiodiniaceae
Source: the annotation of a GenBank genome assembly
AUGAGCUUCCGGGGCAUUGACGACACGCGGGAGUUGGAAUCGCUGGCAGAGGAUCACGAGGCAGGCCACGAUGCGAAGACCAACGACCAGGUCAGCAACUUGAACGGUGAGUACCUCAACAUAUUUCUGCUGCUUGUGCUCUAUACCCUCCAGGGAAUUCCGAUGGGCCUAUCCGGCGUCGUGCCGUUGAUCCUCAAGGAGCAAAACGUGUCGUUUGCCGAAUUGGGGACCUUCUCUCUGAAUUCCUAUCCCUUCAGCCUAAAGCUGCUGUGGGCCCCGGUGGUGGAUGCGGUCUACUCCUCCAGACUCGGGAGAAGGAAGACGUGGCUUCUGCCGACGCAGCUGGCAAUAGGAUUCGUCAUGAUCGUGGUUUCGCAGCGUCUGGAUCAUCUGCUCUAUGCUGAACGGCCGAAUGUUGAAUCGCUCACGGUCCUUUUCUUCCUGCUGUAUUUCCUUUGCGCCACUCAGGACAUCGCCGUGGAUGGAUGGGCUCUGACGAUGCUGCGAAAGGAGAACGUGGGCUACGCUGCCACGACCAAUGCCAUGGGACAAACCCUUGGUUACGCCAUGGGCUUCACUGGCUUCAUGGCCCUGGAGCACUUCAAUCUGAUAACCCUGUCCGAAUUCAUGUUUCUAUGGGGAAUGGUUUUCAUAGUGGUGACGAUACUGGUUACCAUCCUGAAGUCUGAAGGUUCCAUGCUGUCAGAGGAGGAGCCGGAGAGCAUCGCGACAUCCUAUGCAAACAUGUUCAAGAUACUCCGCCUGCGACCCGUUCGUGUACUGCUGCUGCUUUUGCUUACAAUGAAGUUUCCUUUUGCUGUGGGCGACAGCAUUGCACCGCUAAAGCUGCAAGAGUAUGGAGUCAAGAAAGAGCACAUGGCUUACAUCGCAUCGGGUAUGAUGCCAGUGUAUAUCCUGCUCCCAGCAGUCGUCUCGCGUUGGACGACGAACUCCAUGCCGUGGGAUCUUAGCCUACAGGCAUACCCGUGGAGAAUUCUUCUAGUUCCUGUGACUGCCAUCGUGGUGUCUGCAACGCCGCCCAUCGCAGAUCGAAUUCCAUGGGCGUUCUAUGCUGUGGUCGUUGCAGCCUCCCUGUUUGCACAGGUUGCAAGUCAAUGCAUGUUUGUGUCGACCAUGGCAUUCUUUGCUCGGAUCAGUGAUCCUGCGAUGGGCGGAACCUACAUGACAAUGCUCAAUACAAUGAGCAAUCUGGGAGGCAUGUGGCCAGGCACCGUCACGCUGAAGCUGAUCGAUUUUACCACAUGUAUGUCGGACCGAUGUGUGGUCAAAGCUGACGGCUUCUACGUCAUGUCAGGAAUUAGUUUCAUCUACGGGAUUGGAUGGCCCGGGAAGCGAAAGCGAGGUUCCAAUACAACAGCGGUGCGUUGCAAGACGGAGGCUGUUGAUGCACGGCAGGUUGCUCAGCGCACACGAGCGAAGAGGGUAAAGGCCGAGCUGGUUUCUGCUGCUGAUGCGCAGCAGAUUGCCGAACUUUCCAGAGAGAAGCGUGCAAAGUCCGAGCCGGUUUCUGUGCAAGCCCAUGCCCGGACUGCGGUUGUCGCAAUAGACGAGUUCCGAGAGGCGUCUUCGUCACGUCGCCCUCAGAGAGCUCGACUUCCGGUGCUCCGCUCCUGGUGCAACGAGCGCGUGGUCUACGAGAGAUUGCCCGGAUCAAGCUUGCCGACGGUCAGCGCGUGUGAGUUUGUUCAGACGGCCAGUGUAAAGGCCAGCACCGCGAAGGAUCAACAAGUCAUGUCUCUCUACUGUGUGGCAACACCAUUCUUGAAAUGGCCAUGA